AUGUCUUUCAAUAUAUCUUUUCCUUCGGUCGAAGAAGUUCGCAAAUGGAGUCCGAAACAUGUCAUUACUUUUCUGGAGGCGAAAAAGGAAGAACUAUUUCUUGACGAUGAAGACAUCUCAUCUAUUAUCAGAACAAACAAAGUCGCUGGUCGACCAGCGGAAACGAUUGUAGAUAUAAUCAGAGAAAUUAAAGGCGAACCAGAAGCGUCUAUAAUCGUGAAUUAUGGUGUCUGA
This is a messenger RNA of Paraglomus occultum, 234 nucleotides long. The record is from the annotation of a GenBank genome assembly. Lineage: Eukaryota; Fungi; Glomeromycota; Glomeromycetes; Paraglomerales; Paraglomeraceae.